Messenger RNA from Phyllotreta striolata, 911 nucleotides. The record is from the annotation of a GenBank genome assembly. Lineage: Eukaryota; Metazoa; Arthropoda; Insecta; Coleoptera; Chrysomelidae.
AUUUUAUUUCGACAUCGGCGCCGUUGAUACGCGAAAAUGAUAAAACGAUUUUUACUCGCGACGAUUUAUUGCGCUUACUUAGCAUCAUCAGACGAUCUCCCCUCUUUCAUCCAUGUGUGCCACAGGGAGGAUCCGAAUCUAGUGCAAUGCUUAAUGGCGUCCGUCGAGGACAUUCGUCCUUUCCUCGUGGACGGUGUUCCCGAGCAUAAAAUUCCCAGCUUGGAGCCGCUGAUCAUGAAGGACUUUUUUUCUGAGCAAGCAGCAGGAAUGAGAAUCACCGUGUCCAAUGUCAGUGCUUGGGGUUGUACUGAUUAUUUUGUACGUGGCAUGGACGUUAACUUGGAGACUAAUUUUUUUACGCUAUACAUAGACCUCCCGAGGCUUCGAAUUGAAGCUCAUUACGGUGUGGACGGUAAACUCUUAAUGUUGCCCGUCAAAGGAGACGGAAAUCUUGAAGCCAAUAUAACUGAUGCGCAUGCAAGGGCGGGACUUAAGGGCGAAGUGAACGAGAAAAACGGAAACAAAUAUCUAACUUUCAAGGAAUUCGAUCUCCACGUAGAUGUAGGAGGAGGUAACGUUCGAUUGGAAAAUCUGUUUAACGGCGAUAAAGUAUUGCUGGGGAUGAUUAACGACGUGGUUAACAAAAACUUUGACAUGUUUUUGAGGGAACUGAUGCCCAUCAUCGAGAAAUCCUUGUCCGCUGUAUUCAAGGAGGCGGCCAAUGCUAUUGUCGAAUCUUAUACUUACGAUCAACUCUUUCCUCAGUAAUUGAAAUAGUUAAUAAAAACUAUGCCUAUAUAUACUUCGAUAAAUGUUUUAAAAUAAAAAUAAAGUGUUAACCUAAUUAAUAAUAUUUGGUGAUCGCAAUUGUGUAACGAUAAUUUUGUAAAAGUUAAUGUAUACGUUAUUAU